AUGGUGAAUAUACCUCAGCAUCAACAAUUCAGUUUACUUAGAGUACAAUCUGGAUGUAUAGAAAAUAUUGGGUGCACUCAAAGAGAUUUGUAUAAUCAUGCAAGGGAUAUCAGUGCUGAUUUGAAGGGGCAUGAUGAUGAAAUGUUUUAUGAGUAUUUAAAAUUGGAACAAGGAAAGAAUCCCUCAUUUACUUUUCAAAUUGAGGCCGAUGAGGAACAAAAGAUUACUCAUUGUUUUUGGUCCGAUGCAAGAUCAGGGCGGGCUUACAAAUUUUUCGGUGAUGUUGUAAUCUUUGAUACUACUUAUAAUACUAAUCGCUAUGGCCUUAUAUUUACACCAAUAAUGGGGGUUAACAAUCAUGGUCAAACAAUUGUUUUUGCUUGUGGAUUUUUAAAUCAUGAGAGCGUUGAUGAUUUUGUAUGGUUAUUUAAUCAGUUUUUGGCAAGUAUGCCUGGUGGUGCCACGAAGAUGAUUAUUACCGAUCAAGAUCCAUCUAUGACUAAGGCAUUCCCUCUUGUUCUUCCAAAUACUUUUCACAGGUAUUGUAGUUGGCAUAUAUUAAUGAAGUUUUCUGAGAAAAUUAAUGCAGUGAAGUAUAGUAUUUACAAAAACAUGUCAAGUAGCCAACGAGCAGAAAGUGGACAUGCAUUCUUCAAGAAAUUUGUUUCGAAGAAUAAUUCAUUGGUGGAUUUUAUGAUACAGUUUGGCAGGGGACUAGUACGCCAACGUCACGAGGAGUUGAUGGCCGAUCACAAAGACUUGAUUGAGAAACCUAAGCUUAGAAUAAAUCAUGACUUUUUGGAGCAAAUGGUUGAUAUUUACACUAAUGAGAUGUAUUACAAGUUUGAGGCUGAAGUGUGUGACAGCUUUAACUACAAGUUUUGUAAAAAGUUUGAAAGCGCCGGAAUCAUAUGUACUCACAUUAUCUCCUACUUGAUGAAAUUUGAUGCUGAAAUAUUACCCGAUAAAUACAUCUUAAUGAUGAAAUUUGAUGCUGAAAUAUUACCCGAUAAAUACAUCUUAAAGAGGUGGACUAAGUCUGCAAAAUUGGGGACAAUGGUUGAUGAUAAAGAAACGAGGAAGAUGUUUACCGAUGGAGUGCGUAUCAUUAAUGAGCAAAUCGACCAAUUCAUUAGUAGCCACAUGGACAAGUUAUCUUUUGCAUGUUGUAAAGGAAGAGUCAAUGUUGCUGUUGGUCACCCUAUUCCUGAGAAUUUUGAAGAGCAAAUGAAGCUGGCUACGGCUGCGGCUAAAGCCAUCAUGUUUAUGUAUGUUUAA
Messenger RNA from Asparagus officinalis (garden asparagus), 1278 nucleotides. Its product is annotated as protein FAR-RED IMPAIRED RESPONSE 1-like. The record is from RefSeq and is a predicted model, not a curated record. NCBI's taxonomy places the organism in Eukaryota, Viridiplantae, Streptophyta, Magnoliopsida, Asparagales, Asparagaceae. The coding region runs from base 1 to 1278 and encodes 425 amino acids. Gene Ontology annotation, biological process: regulation of DNA-templated transcription. The transcript is spliced from 6 exons.